AUGCAGCUGAGUAGAGACAUCCUUCAGUUCAACCUGAUCAAACUGUCAUCUCUCUACAGCUUGACUAGAUCUGUGUGGGCUGAGAACAGAUGUUCGACAGUGCCAACCACUAGAAUAUGUUUACCUUCAUAUGUCUCUCUGUGGUCUGGGACUAAUGCCUUCCUCCUCUGUCCUCAGUUAAUUCCCCAAUUUUUCUUCCUGAGUCUGGGCAUCACAGGGGCCACCUUCUAUCUGAUCCGCCUGGCAAGAGGACCUCAUGUCACCCUAUGGGACAAGAAAAACAACCCAGAGCCCUGGAACAGACUCGACCCAACCUACCAGUACAAGUUUGUGGCUGUCAACACGGACUACAAGAACCUGAAGAAAGAUGGCCCUGACUUCUAAAGGUCCUCCAGGCAACUCCAGGGGCACCAAGUUUGGCAGGACCUCCUGCUGUCGCCUCAGUGAUGUGAAACGUCAUCCUGAACAUUUCCUCAGUCUC
Messenger RNA from Perca flavescens (yellow perch), 481 nucleotides. RefSeq names its product cytochrome c oxidase subunit NDUFA4 (gene coxfa4l2). The transcript has 4 exons. Gene Ontology annotation, cellular component: respiratory chain complex IV. The record is from RefSeq and is a predicted model, not a curated record. The coding region runs from base 1 to 384 and encodes 127 amino acids. Lineage: Eukaryota; Metazoa; Chordata; Actinopteri; Perciformes; Percidae.